CUCUGGUAUGCACGGCUGAGUGUUGUUUUCUGUCACAUGCGGAAAUGAUCGGAAUACGUUCUAUGUCUUUAUAAAUUGCACUCAAGUUCGGUCUGUCUGUGUUGUAACUUUUCCUUGUUGUUGACAAUAUGUUUUGGUUCAUGGACAUGAAGGGAAUGUGCUUUUUACCAGUUUUCUUGGUCAUCUGGUCAUCCAGCACGUUUAUUGUCUCCUACAUAAUUGCAUUGUUCGAGCAUGAUUUGGGUUUCAUCUUACCCUAUAUAAGUGAAAUUGGGGCUAAACCCCCAGAGAGUUGUAUCUUUGGCUUGAUGACGGUCAUCACUGCAUUUGCAGGUAUGGCCACCAUGUAUGCCAGAUACAAGUUUGUGGAGAAGCUCAAUGAGAAGGCGGGUGGUGUGCCCCCAGCACUGAACCAGGCUGCUUUCUGGAUUGGAAUGCUUUCUUGUUUGGGGAUGUGUUUUGUCGCUACUUUCCAGGAAACAACAAUUAUUCAAGUUCAUGAUGCAGGUGCAAUACUCUUCUUCGUUUCUGGUGUGUUGUACACCAUCCUCCAGUCCAUCAUAUCCUAUAAGGCCUUCCCCUAUGGAUGUUCCUUGGCCUUGUGUCGUGUGCGCACAGGAAUGGCAACCAUAGCCUUCCUGGCAGUCCCCCCCACUAUUAUUUGUGCCUUACUGCAUAGAACUGAAGACAAGGACAAUGUGUUCCAUCUGGUGAGUGCUGUGAGUGAGUGGAUCAUGGUCUUCAGCUUCAUCUUCUUCUUCUUCACCUACAUCCAUGACUUUAAAAAGUUUACUCUGAAGCUGAGAACAGAGUUUGUUUCCUGACGAAGCAUAAAUUUGAACCUUUUAAUCUGAAGAUUUACAAAAUCAAGUGUAUUUUUCUGUCCAUUCGGAAAGUAUUCAGACCAUUUUACUUUUUCCACAUUUUUUAACGUUACAGCCUUAUUCUAAAAUGUAUUAAAUUGUUUCUUUCCCCCAAUCUACACACAAUAACCCAUAAUGACAAAGCAGACAGGUUUUUAGAAAUGUUUGCUAAUGUAUAAAAAUAAACUGAAAUAUCACAUUUACAUAUAUAUUCAGACCCUUUACUCAGCACUUUGUUGAAGCACCUUGGGCAUCAAUUACAGCCUCAAAUCUUAUUGGGUAUGAAACUACAAGGUUGGCACACCUGUAUUUGCGGAGUUUCUCCCAUUCUUCUCUGCAGAUCCUCUCAAGCUCUGUCAGGUUGGAUGGGGAGUGUUGCUGCACAGCUAUUUUCAGGUAUCUCCAGAGAUGUUCCAUCGGCUUUAAGUCUGGGCUCUGGCUGGGCCCCUCAAGGACAUUCAGAGGCUUGUCCCGAAGCCACUCCUGCGUUGUCUUGUCUGUGUGCUUAGGAUCGUUGUCCCGUUCGAAGGUGAACUUUCACCCCAGUCUGAGAUUCUGAGUGCUUUGGAGCAGGUUUUCAUCAAGGAUUUCUAUGUAUCUUUCCCUAGAUCCUGACUAGUCUCCCAGUCCCUGCCACUGAAAAACAUCCCCACAGCAUGAUGCUGCUACCACCAUGCUUCAUUCUAUUCCUCCAAAUGAGAUUCUUGGCAUUCAGCCCAAAUAGUUCAAUGUUUUUUUCUUCUGACCAUAGAAUCUUGUUUCUCAUUAUCUGAGAGUCCUUUAGCUGCCUUUGGGCAAACUCCAAGCAGGCUGCCUUUUUCUGAGGAGUGGCUUCUAUCUGGCCACUCUACCGUAAAGGCCUGAUUUGUGGAGUGCUGCAGAAAUGGUUGUCAUUCUGAAAGGUUCUCCCAUCUCCAAAGAGGAACUCUGGAGCUCUGACAGAGUAACCAUCAAGUUUUUGGUUACCUUCCUGACCAAGGCCCUUCUCCCCCGAUUGCUCAGUUUGGCCAGCUCUAGGAAGAGUCUUGGUGGCUCCAAACUUCUUCCAUUUAAGAAUGAUGGUGGCCACUGUUUUCUUGGGGACCUUCAAUGCUGCAGAAAUGUUUUGGUACCCUUCCCCAGAUCUGUGCUUCAACACAAACCUGUCUCAGAGCUCUACAGACAAUUGCUUUGACCUCAUGACUCAGUUUUUGCUCUGACAUUCACUGUCAACUGUAGGACCUUAUAUAGACAGGUGUGUGCCUUUCCAAAUCAUAUCCAAUCAAUUGAAUUUACCACAGGUGGACUCCAAUCGAAUUCUAAAACCAUGUCAAAGACAAUCAAUGGAAACAGGGUCCACCUGAGCUCAACUUCAAGUCUCAUAACAAAGGAUCUGAAUACUUAUUUAAGUAAGGUAUUUCAAAAAAUGUGUUUUUGCUUUGUCAUUAUGGGGUAUUAUGUGUAGAUUGAUGAGGAAAACAUCAAUUUUAGAAUAAGGCUGUAACGUAACAAAAUGUUUAAAAAAGUGAAGGUGUGAAUCCUUUCCAAAUUAACUGUAUGAGACAAUCUGAAUGAUUACUUGAUUAAUACUGUAUCCAUUGCAACAUAACCUAAGUCUUAACGGUUAACCACAAAACAAAACACAUCCUGUGAACAGCAAUUCUAGAAUUUGUUGGGUUAAUGAAAGUCUCAUCCAGGUGGUACAAAGGUCAGUAUUGAACAAGAAAAUCACAAGAUCAAGUUAAGAAAAUGAAUUUCACGCAUCACUAGUUUAUGGAUUGAGGCUGUAUGUACAUUUACCUACUCCAAGGUUAAUUGUUUUAUAUUAGAAUGUAAAUAUUUUUCUAGUUAGGUAUUUUGCUCAAGAAAAACUCUUGUUUCUUAGGGUAUUGAGGCAUAUCUAUGGUGCACCAUUGUAAUAAAGUAACUCAGAAUACAUACAGGGCUACUGUAUGUGUGAAGUAUUUCUAUGUUCCCAUCAACAACAACAAAAACUGUUUGAAUAAAAUUAUGUCCACAUA
Messenger RNA from Oncorhynchus masou masou (cherry salmon), 2863 nucleotides. Its product is annotated as DNA damage-regulated autophagy modulator protein 1-like. The transcript has 7 exons. NCBI's taxonomy places the organism in Eukaryota, Metazoa, Chordata, Actinopteri, Salmoniformes, Salmonidae. Bases 129 to 824 code for a protein of 231 amino acids. Gene Ontology annotation, biological process: regulation of autophagy. The record is from RefSeq and is a predicted model, not a curated record. Gene Ontology annotation, cellular component: lysosome.